Messenger RNA from Manis pentadactyla (Chinese pangolin), 2566 nucleotides. It is a transcript of the gene GABRG1, whose product is annotated as gamma-aminobutyric acid type A receptor subunit gamma1. The transcript is spliced from 9 exons. Gene Ontology annotation, molecular function: GABA-gated chloride ion channel activity; benzodiazepine receptor activity; GABA-A receptor activity. The record is from RefSeq and is a predicted model, not a curated record. Gene Ontology annotation, biological process: monoatomic ion transmembrane transport; signal transduction; nervous system process. Gene Ontology annotation, cellular component: postsynapse; synapse; neuron projection. Lineage: Eukaryota; Metazoa; Chordata; Mammalia; Pholidota; Manidae. Bases 621 to 2018 code for a protein of 465 amino acids.
AGCUCAUUUGUAGAGGGCACGGUGCCAGGUGCUGGGUCUGCGAAGAGAAACGAGACACCGCCCUACGCUCAGAAAUUAACAACGACAAUUAACAGAAAUUAGCAAAACCUUCACGAGUCUGGGGAGAACAGAUUAGGCGCUGCCAGUUUCCCACGGGUCUCUCUUGGAAGACAGAGUCAGAAGCCAAACGCGGGAGAGGAGAGAGGCAGUGGCGCGCGACAGAGGGUCAGGCAGCAGGGGGGCCCGAGGGACGAGGGCACCCGGCUUUCCCUAGGGAGGGGAUCUGUCAAGGCCACUCCAACGUUUAUCAGAGGUUGCAGGGAAAAUAGGUUUGUUUUUCUUUUAGAAAGACCGAGCCCUUUUCCCCACUGGGCUCCAAGUCUAGUAGGGGAAGCGCCGCCUCUUUGGUCCGUGGAUUGGCCCAACUCCUCUUGAGAUAAUUUAUGCCAGCAUCUUCUGGGUCUGAUUGGCUCCCCCGCCCAGUUCCGCGGGGAGUCGCAUCCUACCUGGCUGGGAGGCUGCACUGCCAUCCCACACUCUCCAUUCCCGUACUCACCGGGCUGCAGCCGAGGUGGGAAAAAAAGUCCUGGCUGAGGAAUUGAGCGAAAAAAACGCUCCCGAUGGGUUCUUGGAAAGCCUUUCACUUCUCCCCUUUCCUUCUGUGGAGUCAAAGUAGAGGGGUGAGGCUGAUGUUCCUGCUACUGACCCUGCAUUUGGGAAACUGCGUUGAUAAAGCAGAUGAUGAAGAUGAUGAAGACUUAACAGUGAACAAAACUUGGGUCUUGGCACCAAAGAUUCAUGAAGGAGAUAUAACACAAAUUCUCAACUCACUGCUUCAAGGCUAUGACAAUAAACUUCGCCCAGAUAUAGGAGUGAGGCCCACAGUAAUUGAAACUGAUGUUUAUGUGAACAGCAUUGGACCAGUUGAUCCCAUAAAUAUGGAAUACACAAUAGAUAUAAUUUUUGCCCAAACCUGGUUUGAUAGUCGUUUAAAAUUCAAUAGCACCAUGAAAGUGCUCAUGCUUAACAGUAAUAUGGUUGGAAAAAUUUGGAUUCCUGACACUUUCUUCAGAAACUCAAGAAAAUCUGAUGCGCAUUGGAUAACAACUCCUAAUCGUCUGCUUCGAAUUUGGAAUGAUGGACGAGUUCUAUAUACUCUAAGAUUAACAAUUAAUGCAGAAUGUUAUCUUCAGCUUCAUAACUUUCCUAUGGAUGAACAUUCCUGUCCACUAGAAUUUUCAAGCUAUGGAUAUCCUAAAAAUGAAAUUCAGUAUAAGUGGAAAAAGCCUUCUGUAGAAGUGGCUGAUCCUAAAUAUUGGAGAUUAUAUCAAUUUGCAUUUGUAGGGUUACGGAACUCAACUGAAAUUUCUCACACAAUCUCUGGAGAUUAUAUUAUCAUGACAAUUUUUUUUGACCUGAGCAGACGAAUGGGGUAUUUCACUAUUCAGACCUACAUUCCGUGUAUUCUGACAGUUGUUCUUUCUUGGGUGUCUUUUUGGAUCAAUAAAGAUGCAGUACCGGCAAGAACAUCACUGGGUAUCACUACAGUUCUGACUAUGACAACUCUGAGCACAAUUGCCAGGAAAUCAUUACCGAAGGUUUCUUAUGUGACUGCGAUGGAUCUCUUUGUUUCUGUUUGUUUCAUUUUCGUGUUUGCAGCCCUGAUGGAAUAUGGCACCUUGCAUUAUUUCACCAGCAACAAAAAAGUAAAGACGACGCGAGAUAGAAAGCUAAAAGACAAGGCCUCGGUGUCCCUUGGACUCCAUCCUGGAUCCACUCUGAUUCCAAUGAAUAGCAUUUCUGUGCCACAUGGAGAAGAUGACCAUGGAUAUCAGUGUUUGGAGGGCAAAGACUGCACCAGCUUCUUCUGUUGCUUUGAAGACUGCAGAACAGGAUCAUGGAGGGAAGGGAGGGUACACAUACGCAUUGCCAAAAUUGAUUCCUAUUCUCGAAUAUUUUUCCCAACAGCUUUUGCCCUGUUCAACCUGGUCUACUGGGUUGGCUACCUUUACUUGUAAGUUCUACUUAAUAGGCAAAACUCAUAAGAAGUUUGACAAAAUCCAGUGUCGUCUAUUGUACUUCAGUAACAAGAGGUUUAAAUUUAAAAUGCAGAGAAACCAAUGGUCAAAAUGCCAACAGUAUUAUUAACUGUUUUAGGGACUUCAUGGUUAAAUAAAGUAGUAGCCUUUGUGUUAAUUUACUUAAACAUAUAAACCACAUUAGUGGCAAAAUUUAGUAUAUUAAAAUAUUAUCAUAUAUUUUUAUCUUAAUUUUAUUUAUUUACUUAUAUCUCAUUAGAAUUUUGUAUUUAUAAGUUCUAUGGUUCAUAUUUUAAAGAGGGGAUAAUUUUAAUACAUGUUUUAUUUAAAUAUAAUCUAUCAUUGUUUGUAAUGGCAACCUAAUCUAAUGCUAAUAUUUAUGUAGUAAUUAUUUGCCCAAAAAAUACCAGUAAUUUAAUUUUUUUUCUUACUUUUUAUUUGAUUGCCUUAUUUAGGAUAGAGCUAGUUAAAUACAGAAAGCCAUGAUUUCCUGGGAUUUAUUUCCAGAUGUUUCACUCCAAAGAAGA